Messenger RNA from Coregonus clupeaformis (lake whitefish), 3666 nucleotides. Its product is annotated as protein delta homolog 2-like. Gene Ontology annotation, biological process: establishment or maintenance of epithelial cell apical/basal polarity; heterophilic cell-cell adhesion. NCBI's taxonomy places the organism in Eukaryota, Metazoa, Chordata, Actinopteri, Salmoniformes, Salmonidae. The transcript is spliced from 6 exons. The record is from RefSeq and is a predicted model, not a curated record. Gene Ontology annotation, molecular function: calcium ion binding. Bases 1508 to 2746 code for a protein of 412 amino acids. Gene Ontology annotation, cellular component: protein-containing complex; plasma membrane.
GUACCCCUGGGACACCAUCCCGCCUCUGCCUCGGGCAGGGGACAGGCAACACAUUUGCCAGAGUGCAGCAGGGGGACACUGGCACGUCCGGCCCACCUCAAAGUGACAGGAGCGGAGCAUCCCAGCAAUGGAACGUUAAUUCACGCUCCCUGCUUGUAGCACACAGGGGGACGGAGGGUGUUAAUGACUAGAGUGAUAUCUCCUUUCAAAACAAAUAUCUGGAAAGAGCAAAGAAGACAGAAAACUGGCCGCUCGGACUUGUUGCAUCGAAGUUGUUGGCCACUGUGUCUCAGUGUCUUUCAGACGGUCAGGUGACUACUUCAGGCUGUGCGUCUCUCUGAAGAGGACCUUACCUGAGCUCUGUGGGGCAACUGAAUGUGAGUUCAGCUGCUCUCUCUCUGUCUAUUCAGUUUCAGCUAACAGAGUGGUGUGGUUGCACCUAUCCAGGAGGGCUUACAGAGGGAUCGGGACGAAGCGGGUAGUCAGAUGUCCGGCAGAUUAAGAGGGCUUCGAGACCUUGGCAUUUUUUUUGUUGAGUGACCCAUGUAAUAAAAAUGGAUUCCUGACAUCAAGGCCAGUAAGACAAGCUUGAGCCUCUUCUGUUGAGGUGAUACUGAGCACCUUUUUCCUUUCCUUCUCUGUAGUUUGACGCUGACAGAAAAACACUUGCCGGGUGUUGAUUUAUAGACAAUAAAAUAUCCACACAACAAGCUUAGCUAUCUGAUAUUCCAUACAGCCGUCAGAGCAGUCUGACACAGAAUCAAUCAGAGAACACGUGGAUGGCAAGAGUUUGAGGACUCUGUGCACUGGAAAGGAAGAGUGAGUGAGUGAGUGAGCUACAGGGGUGUGAAUAGUGGAGUCAGUGAGUGAGCACUCAUCGUCCAUCCUCGGGGACAGAAACUUUCCACCAGCGCAAUCCAACAACUUCUGUUCAAAGACCCCGAGAGCUGGUGGCUGCUGUCUGUUUUCUCUCUCUCCUUCUCAAUUUCUUCCACUACACUUGGCGGGGCAAUAAAUAGCCACAGGUGUGUGGAGCUGCUAUCUAAUCAGAACUUAAUUUAACACUGCCGCAAACAAAAUAUCCGACAAAGGCGUUCGAAAAUAACCUGCGACCCUCCCUCACUCUCUCUCUCUCAGCUCAAUGAGGAAGUGAAAAGAGUGUGUGGCCUGGAAAGUUAGGUCUGCACCCAGAGGAGAGGGUUAGGCGUGGAGCAGCCAGAGAGGGUGUGAAGUGGGGUGGACACGUGUAUCCUUGUCGUCCAGCUAGAGGGGGAGCAGUGGCUUCUCCAGCCUGUCUGCAGCUCACCACACAUUAAAAUAACCCAACACCCACCAGAGGGAGGCUGCUGCCCAGCGGGUGUGAGGACUGGACACACUUCAAGAGAGGAGCCCACCGCCAGACUGAUAGAUUGGAGUGUAAGAGCACACUACGGGAGAGCUUUUCUCUACUUUUACAGAGUGAAGGACUGAGAGGAGUUUAUUUGCCAAACAAGAUCCCCUUUGCAUCAUGCCUCUGAGAGACUCAGUCACGCUGCUGCUCUGGAGUUGCUGUAUACUACUGCUCGUCCACCAAUGCGAGGGUCAAGUUCUAAAUUGUACGUGUAAUGUGACCAACAGUCGGUGUGAUGAGAAUGCUGUGUGCAGGUGUGACCCGGGUUGGGAGGGGCAGCAGUGCGAAGUCUGUGUUAGAAUGCCAGGCUGUGUCCAUGGAUCAUGUCACCAACCCUGGCAAUGCACAUGCGAGCCUGGAUGGACGGGACGCUUCUGCGACAAAGAUAUCCAUGUGUGUACAAAUGAGGCACCUUGUCAGAACGGUGCAACUUGUUACACCAACAUUUCAGGGGAAUACUCCUGCCUCUGCCCCAAGGGAUUUUACGGGAGGAACUGUGAGCACAAGACAGGACCCUGUCAUAAGAUCGGCAGGUCUCCAUGUAAGAAUGGCGGGCAGUGUGAGGACAGUGGUGGCUAUGCACCAGAGCUCUCCUGCCGCUGCCUGGCAGGCUUCACCGGGCAGCGUUGCGAGACCAACAUGGACGACUGCCUGAUGCGCCCCUGUGCCAACGGUGCCACCUGCCUGGAUGGCAUCAACCGCUUCUCCUGCCUCUGUCCCGAGGGCUUCACGGGCCGGUUCUGCACCAUCAACCUGGACGACUGUGCCAGCCAGCCCUGCCUCAACGGAGGGCGCUGCCUGGACCGCGCCAGCACCUUCCACUGCCUCUGCAAACCUGGGUUCACUGGCAGGACCUGCGAGGUUCCCCUACGGAGCCCAGAGAGCCAAGCACCCAUCAGGAGCUCCCAUGGCUGGGCUGGGGGAGGAGAGGGCUGGGGUAGGGUGACUCAGGCCAGGCCAGACCAGAUCACAACCGGCGGGAACCACUCUCAGGGCAGCAGUAACAGUAAUAGUGGAGACCGGCUGCUGAAGAUCUCUGUGAAGGAGGUGGUAACCCAGCGCGGGUCGUCUGGCCUGUCGGAGGUGCAGCUCAUUACCUUGCUGGUGCUGGGGGGCAUGACGCUGGGCGUGGUGUCGCUCACAGCUGGCCUGGUGCUGAGGGGGCAUUGGCAGGACCGCUGUGCCAGCUGCCGGUGCUGUCCCACCCCCCGCCUGCACCCGCUGAGACACAGAGACCGCCAGCCGACUCCGCAGAGCCACCUAGUCACAGUGGAGCAGGAGUGUAAGAUCAGCUUCCUGCACACGCCCACGGCCCCCGAACUGGAGAAGAAGAAACUGAACACUAAGGUGAUUUAGGCUAGGUUUACCAUCUCCACAGCCCUGAAGACAGGACAGGAGCAGAGAACAGACUGCUUUCAGCAGAGGGAAAGCCAUGCUUUUAAUCCCAGCCCUGUCUCCAUGACUGAUUGUCUUCAGUACUGACAGUCAAAAUACAGACAACAUACCAAUCUAGGAAUCGAUACCUAGAAAGACGCAGGACCAAGAAGAGACCAGUGGGUCUGUUCAAGGAGAAAUGGUAGGAGAAUGUGUUUGACACUCCUAACAAAAAUAGCAUAGUCCUAAUAUGACGGAUUAUUGCUUGACCACAGGGGUAAGAGGUGCAUAAUUACAAAAUAUACUCAAGUCUUUUGGUGACCUGUUAGAAAUGUGUCACAGAAAAUGAAUGUGUAAUUUGUCCAUUCUCUAAAUCUGCUGUUGCGGUUACUUGGCAUAAACUGCACGUAAGAUAGGCGUACUGACAGACAGCUUUGGAAUGUUAGCCGAGACAAUGCCUUUUUCAUGUCAACCAAAUUGGUGUACAGGUAUUUGUCAAUGCUGUUCUAGUCACAAUAUUAGGCCAAAAUGUUAGACUUGAAUGCAGAUGUGCAAUCUGCCCAUAUAUUUUCAAAUGGGCUCAGACAUCAAAGCCUUGGAACAAAUUCCCUGCUUAGAGCUCUGCAGUGAGCAGAAUUCAGACAUCCAGACAGAAAAAAUAUGACCUGAGUUCAUGUUAUGUUUCAACAAUGUACUUUUUAUACGACUGCCUAAAGAACUGCAACAUGUACUUUGUUAAAUUAUAAUUGUAUUAUUUUGUAAAAAGUAAUGUGUCUACUAUUAUGUCAACAUUGAAACCUAAUUGUGAUCUGCUAUUGCUGUAUGGUGGUUACAGAUGUAGGAUCUUAAUUUGAGCCAGUUUGCGACAGUAGGAAAAUAAUCCUGCGCAACAGGAAAUGUGA